CCGAAUUGAACGGUCACACUUAAAGGUCAAGCACUUUUUGGAGCACAACAGGUUCGCAGUUUUUCUGGAGAGGAGAGCAGGAGUCAAAAUGAGCAAGGAAAUCUCGUUGGCCACCGUGAAGCAGCACAACAAGGCCCAGGACCUGUGGAUAGUCAUCAACAACAAGGUGUACGAUGUGACCCAGUUCCGGCUCGAGCACCCCGGUGGCGAGGACUCCCUGGUGGAUGUGGCCGGGCGCGAUGCUACCAAGGACUUCAACGAUGUGGGCCACAGCUCGGAGGCGAGGGAGAUGCUCAAGAAGUACUACAUUGGUGACCUGGCCGCUGCCGAUAUCCCCAAGAAAAGUCCCAUUAGCUGCCGCCACAUUGCACUGGCCCUGGGCGCCGCCUUCGUCGGGAUCACCCUGGUCUAUGUGAUUCGCCGCGGAGUGGCCAGGACCUAAUCCGCGGCCGGGGACCUGAGAACCAGCUGCAUUCCGUGAUUACAGAGUCAUUGUUCCAGCUCAAAAAUCGUUUUCCAAUCAUUUGAUACGAAAUAAACUGUACAAAUUGCUAAAACAAA
Drosophila biarmipes is the source of this 561-nucleotide messenger RNA. RefSeq lists its product as uncharacterized. The coding region runs from base 89 to 442 and encodes 117 amino acids. Gene Ontology annotation, cellular component: intracellular membrane-bounded organelle; membrane. The transcript is spliced from 4 exons. The record is from RefSeq and is a predicted model, not a curated record. Lineage: Eukaryota; Metazoa; Arthropoda; Insecta; Diptera; Drosophilidae. Gene Ontology annotation, molecular function: heme binding.